GACAUAUCAGUAUUUCCGAGAGUCAAACGCCGACGUCUUGUGGUUUGUCGGAACAAUAUCGGAAAUGAGGUCUUCCGAGGACAUCCCGACAUAUCUGAGUGUCGGUAUGGAAGUCACUUUCUUGUAGUGCAAUGGAGAUCCAAGUUGUGAUGAUUUAUCUGCGGCCCGGCAAGAAAUGUACGACCGACAGGCGGAACGAAGUGCGGAAAGUGCGGACAGGAUGGGUCGGAUCAUUCUCGAUUGCCAAACUACUGGUGGAAGCAGUCGCGCACACAGCGGUUCUGAGACGAUUAUAGAACUAUCUGUUGGUCUCUUCUUUCUUAUUUGGGUCGUCAUUGGAAUCUGGAUUAUCUGUGUCAAAAGACAAAAGGCCAUGAACGCAGCCGCUAUCACACCCUACUCAGGAAACGUGGGAGCUAAAGAGAUGGGCCAUGGAAUGGAUGAAAAGACAAAGACUGUUGCCAUGAGUACUUCGACAGGGAAGCUUUCAAGUGGUCACACCAAUGUUUGAGGUGCUUAUUCUUAAACUUGUUUGGAUCUUGAUAAUUUUCUAAUGUUAUAAAAUUAUGUAGCUAAUUUGGCCUUGAAGGCUAAGCGUGCCCCAGCCAUUUUUUAUCAAAAGAAAAAAACUUUCUAAUGUUGUAUUCUACUUAUUUAUAAAUAACGCUAUGAUGAACAUUGAUGUGGC
Molecule: messenger RNA, 688 nt
Organism: Eruca vesicaria subsp. sativa (arugula)
Lineage: Eukaryota; Viridiplantae; Streptophyta; Magnoliopsida; Brassicales; Brassicaceae
Source: the annotation of a GenBank genome assembly